UCGAAAAGACCCAUUAUUUAAGGACUUUCUCCCUCAAACCACGUAGAUUCACUAUCAAAAACUAGAUACUGUAUACAGACUCAGACAAAAAAAGGUACUUACAAAAAAAGGUACUUUUCUCUAUCAGAAACCAGAAAAAAGAUAUCCGUAAACCAGUAAAAAAUUUACUAAAAGAAACCGUCAGAUAAACAAAAGAGAGAAAAGGUGUGGAAGUUGAAAUUUAGUAUUUCAUUGGAGUUUUGGUGACGAUUGAUUGCUUCACCAACAGGUAUAAAAUGUCCACCCCUGUUCGUGGAAAGCGUCCAAAGAGAAGAGAGAUGGGAGUGUACCACUUUAGGUUGUGGAUUGUACCACUCUGCAACUUUGGUUCUGGUGGAACGAAAUGGAUAACAUUCGAUUAUGACGAGAUACAUAAGUAUUUAGGUUUUUUGACGAGUAUCAUGAGAAUCAACCCAAAUAGAGAGGUGAUUGUUGCAUUACUGAAUUUCUGGGACCUGAAGAAUAAUGUAUUCCGCUUUUCAGAUUUUGAGUUGACAUCUACUUUAGAAGAGAUAGCGGACUAUGUUGGAUAUGGGAUAUGCAUUGGAAGAAACUUAUAGCCCCAAGACUUAUUUCAAUAAAUAGAUUAUGCAAGCUCAUGAACAUACAGAAUACGAAAGAAGAAUCAAAGAAAAAAGGUUGGGUUUCCUUGCAAUUUUUGUAUGACAGAUACGGAAGGCAAGAGGGGUUUGAAAAGUACGGUAAAUAACUUUGUAAUAAAGGGAGUUUUGAGGCUUGAAAAAUUUACAGACGAUUUGCAUUCAUGGUAGCCUUUUUAGGCACAAUGGUCUUCCCAAGAAGAGAAGAAAAAAUUAAUAUUCGUUUAGCGGGAGUGGUACAGAUACUGAUUAAGAAAGAUUACACUAUGGUACCAAUGAUCCUAGCUGAUAUUUACCGUGCUCUGACUGUUUGUUAGAAGGGAAAGAGUUUUUUCGAGGGAUGUAAUAUCUUGUUACAGAUGUGGAUUGUGGAGCAUCUUUAUCAACGUCCUACAUUGACAAGGUUCGAUCCUGAGCAAUUUAAUCGCAUCAAUGAUUACGAGGAAAGGAUGGAGAAAUAUAAAUGUCUAAAAGAAAUUGGAGAUUGGGUUAAGCUUUUUCGUUCUUUGACAGCAGAUAAAAUCACUUGGAAUCUCCAUUGGUUCCCUUGGAGGCAAGUCAUACAUAGUUCUGUCAUUCGUCCGUUCUUGUUAUUAAUUGGUAUUAGAAAUGUUCAACCGUAUGUUCCAUUAAGGGUUCUACGUCAGCUAGGUAGGCUUCAAAUAAUUUCCAUAACGGAAAACAUGACUGAGUUUGUAUUUGAGGUCAGACCAGAUAUUCCACUUCCAGAAGAUUUGGCCCAGCAGAUUUGGGAGGGUUGCCGUAUUAUGGGGAUUGAAACGAUGGUCAUAGAGCGCAAGAAAGGAGAAGUGCACCCAAAUUAUCGUGAAUAAUUUGAAGAACAAUCGAGUCUGCCAAUCAGACCAUAAAGAUCGAUUAAGGGACCUAUAGAUCAGGAAGCUGCAAUUAGGAUAGGAAUUGAGAGAGCCAUGCGAGAACAUCAUGAGGCCAACCAAGCUUUGAGAGAAGAAUUAAAGCAUGCCAGGGCAAAAAUAGACGAACAACAAAGGGAAUUUGCUGAAGAGAAAGCAAAGUAAGCAGAUAUUGAGGUUGCACUUCGGGGACAAAUCAAGCUUGCUACCACUAGGGGGUCACACGUUGCAGAAUUUGCCACAUCUCGCCGACAACAACUUUAAGAAGUUGAUAAGAAUAUGCAAGAAGAAUUUGAUCGAGAAAGAUCUCAGUGGAUUCGUGAAAGAGGAAUAUUGCGAGAACAGUUGGAGGUUGCUUCUGCUCGUGAAUAGCGUGCAAGAGAGAUGGUUGAUUUCCGAGAUCGACAGGCCCAGGAAUGGGAUCAAGCUUUCAGUUCCCUUCAAGGGAAGGUCCGCAGUGUAGCACAAGAUACUACCAGAAUGGGUUUGGAUUAUCAGCAGUUGGAUCGUGAGGUCUUUUUGGCACAGGUACCAACUUUUGCACAGCGUCUCACUACUUCAUUGGAGGACAUAUAUUUGAGUUUGGGAGGACAUAUUAAACCGAAGUUUCCUUGAAGGGAUAGUUGUUUUCUUUGUCAUAAUUUCUCUUUUUUUUUUAGUUUUAAAAUUUCUUGUUUAGAUAUUAUGUCUUUUACUUUUCAGAUGUCAGUUAGUAGGUUUUAUUUUAGGAGUUGGGUAGUUACUUUGUCGUAUUUAUAUUAUAGAAUGUAAUGAAGUUGACUAUUUAUUUCUUUAUAUAUUACAUAUGUUUUACUUCACUUUAAAUAUUUAUUCAAUCAAAACAAAAAUACAAAACAAUUUUGCUAAAUUCCUCCCGAACUACGUAAGAUCUGAUUCAUGUCCUGGCAUGAUACGUAGGCAACCCUCCAAAGGGUUCAAUUAUAAUUUUUGAAAAAAAAAACUCCUAAAAAGCCGGGAUGAAACACAAAGCCUUCCAUUAUAGGUUGGAAAAUGCAUAUAGAAGCAUGACAUAUAACGUGGCAUUAUAAUGUGUUAAAUAUAUAACACUCACCAAUUUGCUUUGGUCACAAAAAGAUAAAGUUAUUGGUGGUUGGUUUGUGGUUUAAACUGGCAUCACAUCCGUAUAACACCAGAUACAAGGGUAAAAAAAGAAUGACCCACGUAGAAGGUAUAGGGUCUGAUAGUAAAGAAGAGCAGAAUUAGUUGAUUUCGCAGGAAGUAGCAUCAAUGGACGAAAUAAAGUCAUUAAAACAAUAGAUGGCAGAGAUGUACCAAGCUUGAUUGAAUGGACAAGCCCCGCAUUCUUCAAUCCCUAGACUUUCAACUUCAAAUGAUCCAAAUUCUGACCCAGCUCAAACUAGUGAUCCAUUUUACCCACCAGGAUUUGGCCCAUUUGCUAAUAUGCCUGGAGUUGUUGGUACUUCUACCAUGUGACCACCAAAUCCAUCUGUCGCAAAUAACCUAUUUUUUACUUCUGUAGCACCAGCUACUGCGGGUACUCAACCGACAGUACCGAAGAAUAUGAAAAAACCAAAUAAUGAUAUAUCCUCCUGAAAUGACUUUCAAAUCCCAAAAUCCACCUUAUUAUAUUCAUUAACACGAUACACCUAUCGUGAUUGAGAAAAUUGCCAAGAAUGAGGAAUAGUAGGACACGACGAUCCGGUAGCUCAUUUGAAAAAGGUUUGCAAUCAAUUAAGGGGAGUAGAAGGAAAAGAAGAAUUAUUGAUGGCUUACUUUGGAGAAAGCCUUACAGGGAUAGCUUCUGAAUGGUUCAUCGAUCAAGACAUUUCCCGUUGGCACAUAUGGGAUGACAUGGCUCGAGAUUUCGUUCAACAAUUUCAAUAUAACAUUUAGAUAGUGCCAGAUCGCACUACACUUGCCAACAUGAUAAAAAAGAUGACCAAAAGUUUUCGAGAAUAUGCCGUCAGAUGGAGAGAGCAGGCUUCAAGAGUCAGACCAUCAAUUAAAGAAUCUGAAAUGAUUGAUAUUUUUAUGCAAGCACAAGAACCUAAUUAUUUUCAUCACUUGCUCUCUACUAUCGGAAGCACAUUUGCUAAAGUUAUCAAAGUUGGAGAGAUGGUAGAAAAUGGAAUAAAGUCAGGAAAGAUCAUCAGCCAGGCCACUUUGAAAGCAACAACAUAGGCAAUUCAAAGUGGUGCAGAAAAUUUUGGGGGAAAGAAAAGAAAAGAAAAGAAAAGAGGAUGUAACAACUGUCGUGACAGGUCUAAGACAAAAUUAGAGAGGUGCGCGUCAACCAUACGCACAGAAUCCAUUAUAUUUCGUUACAUCCCCUCAAUAUCCUAUUUACAAUGCACAACCAUAUGCUCAGGCUCCUUCUUACCCGCAAUGGCGUGCACCAGCAAUCCAAAAUCAUCCAAUGGCCCUGCAAGUUCAAAAAGGCCCUCCGAGGUCUAAUUUUCAGCCUAGAGCAGAAUUUAAAAGGGAUAACAUGGUAAAAGAUAAUUUCACUCCUAUUGGAAUAUCUUACACCAGUUUAUUUCAUAGGCUGAAAAAAAUGAAUGUUCUAAACCCAAUUGAGAGAAGGAUCUCGAAUCUUUCUCCGAAGAAUUUGGACUAUUCUAGAAGAUGUGAAUACUGUUCUGAUGCCCCAGGGUACGACACAGAGAAAUGUUGGUAUCUGAAAAGAGCCAUUCAAGAGUUGAUUAAUACCCAACAGAUUAUGGUAGAAAGUAUAGGUACUCCAAAUGUCAAUCAAAAUCCGCUGCCAGAUCAUAAUGAAACAAACAUGCUCGAAGUGAUACUCUGUGGUAAAGAUGCUACGAUUUCCUUUAAUUCGAGCAUUAAAAUUAAAACUAAUUUGGAAAAAUUAGCAAAUGCUGUAGAUUUGACAAAAGAAAAUCCUGUAGAAGCGAAGGUGGUGAUAGUAAAACCCAAAUCAUCGAAUGCUCCCUUGGUGAUGGGGAAAGAGAUUUCAGAAAAUAUUGGGUCAAGUCAAAUAAAGCCGAAACACAUUAUUCCCGGAAGAUCCAAUAAGCCUCUCUUAAUCAUAAAAGGAGCUCCCGUAGCUCCUAUUGUUAUUAAACCAGUGUCACAGCUGCCUGUGGUUGAUACCAAAGCAAUCCCUUGGAAUUAUGAUCGCGUUGUGGUGAUGCACAAGAGGAAAGAAGUGACUGAAGAUGUAGAUAAAGUGAAGGUAUUAACUCUAUCUGGAAGAUGUUAUGCUCCAGUAGAGUUAAGAAAGAAUAAAAAAGGCGGUGAAGAACGAAUGACGUUCAAGAAACCUAUUACUGAUGAAGAAGUUGAAGAAUUUUUAAAGAAAAUGAAAUUGCCAGAAUAUUCUGUUAUAGAACAGUUGAAGAAGACACCAGCACAGAUUUCUUUGUUGUCUUUAUUGAUACAUUCAGAGGAACACCGCAAGGCUAUAAUGGAGAUUUUUAAUUAAGCAUGUGUUCCCAGUGAGAUUAAAGUGAAUCAACUGAAAAAAGUUGUUGAAAGGAUCCUUGAAGCAAAUAAGAUUACUUUCUCAGACGAUGAAUUGCCUGUGGAAGUUACUGGACAUAAUAAGGGUCUCUACAUUACUGUAAAACGUCAGUACUCCAGCGUCAUUCGAGUGUUAAUUGAUAGAGGAUCAGGUGCUAACAUUUGUCCUAUGUCAACUUUGCAUAAGUUGAAUGUUAAUGUGGAGAGAAUUCGACCUAACAAAGUAUGCGUCAAGGGUUUUGACGGAUCAAAAAUUGAUGCCUUUGGUGAAAUAGAACUCAUAUUGAAAAUUAGGCCUGUAGAUUUUGCUAUGGAUUUCCAAGUGCUGAACAUUGAUGCUUCAUAUAAUAUAUUAUUGGGAAGGCCAUGGAUUCAUAGGGCUAAAGCAGUUGCAUCAAAUGGUCAAAUUUGAAUAGGACAGGCAAGAGAUGGUUGUUCAUGGUGAAGGAGACUUAUCCAUGUAUAAAGACUACUCUGUUUCCUCCAUCGAAGCAGAUACUGCCAAUGUAUUAAUUCAUCAAGCUUCUGAGGUAGCGACUGUUGAGCAUAACCUCGAGGGAUGUUUUUGCAAGGCAUUAUUCAUCCGAUAAACCUCUAUGAGAACUUUGAUACUUUUAGUCUGGGAUACGAGCCUACUGCUGAAGAUAUAAAGAAGGCUAAAAAGCGUAAUAAAGAGUCGUGGUCACUUACCAAGCCGAUACCGCCACUUCAAGAGUAUUUCAUCAAAUUUAUUAUUGUUGGAUCCUCCAAGUUACCUGUUGCAGAAUCAAUGAAUGAUGAUGAUACAGAGUUGAUAGACCUUUUUCAGAAUAUAUUCAUUGAAGCUGAUAUGGUUGAAAUUGGGAAAGGUACCAGCAAUGCAGAUGUGUAGUUUGUCGGCCCUGAUGUUCAGCUUAACAAUUUAGUAGUUUGUUUGUUUUUACCCCUGUAAUUUAAAUCAUUCUAGGAUUGUAAUUCAGAACUUUAAAUCUGGUAUUUUAGAUUAAAACUCUUUAUAUCUAUGUUUCUAAUAAAGCGUAGUUUUCCUUUAUUUUAUUUUUCAGUUUGAUUUUUAUUUAUUUAUUUUCUAUCAUACAGGUCUUUCUAUGUUGAUUCUAAUGAUAUGACAUGCAUGAAGAAUUGUCAACCAGAUUUAAAAACCCAAUCUAAUUUUGAAAUAAUGAAUAAGGAGGUUGAAUACGAUGAAUAGGAAACAUUUGAAGAUACAAGCAAAGGUUUCAAAGAGUUUGAGAACAAGACAAAUCCCAAUUUGGAAGGAACUGAGGCGAUCAAUUUAGGAGAUCAUGAAAAUAUUAGGGAGACUAAGAUAAGUGUACAUGUUCAACCAUAACAAAAGAAAGCUAUAAUUGAAGCUUUGCAUGAGUAUAAAGACAUCUUUGCUUGGUCUUAUGAUGAUAUGCCCGGUUUGAGCACUGAUUUGAUAGUUCACAAGUUGCUAAUUAAUCCUGUUUUUCCUCCUAUCAAACAGAAGCUAAGAAAGCUCAAAACUAACAUGAGUGUAAAAAUUAAAGAGGAAAUCACAAAGCAACUUGAGGCUAAAGUCAUUCGAGUGGCCCAGUAUCCUACUUUGUUGGCGAAUAUUAUCCCUGUUCCAAAGAAGGACGGCAAAGUUUGGAUGUGUGUUGAUUAUCGUGAUCUAAAUAAGGCGAGUCCGAAAGAUAAUUUUCACUUCCCAAUAUCCAUAUUUUGUUGGACAAUUGUGCCAAACAUGAUCUUGCAUCUUUUGUGGAUUGUUAUACGGGGUAUCACCAGAUCAUUAUGGAUCCAGAAGAUGCGGAAAAGACAUCAUUUAAAAUGCCAUGGGGGACAUAUUGUUAUCGAGUCAUGCCUUUUGGACUAAAGAAUGCUGGGGAUGCUGGGGCAACUUACAUGAGGGCAAUGACCACAAUGUUUCAUGACAUGAUGCACAAAGAGAUUGAAGAUUAUGUAGAUGACGUGAUCAUUAAGUCGAGAGAGCAAUCUGAUCAUGUCAAAGAUUUGAGAAAAUUCUUUAAAAGGCUUCAGAGGUAUGAUCUUAAACUUAACCCAGCAAAAUAUGUAUUUGGAUUUCCAUCAGGAAAACUCUUGGGUUUUAUAGUGAGUCGACGUGGCAUUGAGUUAGAUCCUUCAAAAAUAAAAGCUAUUCAAGAUUUGCCUCCACCAAAAAAUAAAACAUAGGCGAUGAGCUUACUUGGAAGGUUGAAUUAUAUCAGUAGAUUCCUUGUUCAGCUUACAACAACCUGUGAGCCAAUAUUCAAGUUAUUGGAGAAGAAUGCUAAAGUUGAAUGGACUGAAGAAUGUCAAGAGGCAUUUGACAGAAUUAAGAGAUACUUGUCGAAUCAGCUUAUUUUGGUUCCUCCAGAGCCAGGCAGACCUUUGAUAUUGUACAUGUCUGUGUUAGACAAUUAUUUUGGCUGUGUAUUGGGCCAACAUGAUAUCAUGGGCAGAAAAGAACAAGUCAUCUACUACCUCAGCAAAAAGUUUACCACUUAUGAAGCUAAGUACACUCUUCUUGAGAAGACGUGCUGCGCCUUAACUUGGGUAGCCCAAAAGCUAAAACAUUACUUGUCAUCUUAUACUACUUACCUUAUCUCUCGUAUGGAUUCUUUAAAGUAGAUUUUUUAGAAGCCUAUGCCCAUAGGAAGACUCGUGAAAUGGUAGAUGUUGCUCACAGAGUUUGAUAUUAUUUAUGUGACACGAACUGCAAUGAUAGCUCAAGCCUUGGCGGAUUAUUUGGCUGAAAAUCCUAUUGAUGAGGAGUAUGAGCCAUUGAAGACUAAUUUUCCAGAUUAAGAGGUAUUGUAUGUUGAUAAGUUAUUUUUUAUGAUUGUCAUUCAGGCUGAAAGAUGUUCUUUGAUAGAGUCGUUAAUGUAAAAGGAGUGGGGAUAAGAGCAGUUCUUAUUUCUGAAUCAGGAUAAUAUUAUCCUAUAACAGCCCAACUUUGAUUCUACUGUACCAAUAAUAUGGCAGAAUACGAAGCUUGCAUUCUGGGAUUAAGAUUAGCCAUUGACAUGGGGAUUCAAGAACUGUUGGUAUUGGGAGAUUCAUAUUUAUUAGUCCACCAAAUCCAAGGAGUUUAGGAGACCCGUGAUUCGAAACUCUUACCAUAUAGAGGUUGUUUGCAAGAUCUUUGUCAACAAUUUGUAUCAAUAAAGUUCAAACACAUUCCCAGAGCUCAUAAUGAGAUUGAUGAUGCUUUGGAAACCUUAUCUUUGAUGCUUCAACAUCCCGACAAAACUUAUAUUGACCCUUUGCAUAUACAGAUUCAUGAUCAACAUGCAUAUUGCAAUGUGGUUGAGGAAGAACUUGAUGGGGAGCCGUGGUUCCAUGAUAUCAAAGAGUAUAUUCAGACUGGAAAAUAUCCUGUACAUGCCGAUGGUAAUCAAAAGAUAACCAUUCGACGUUUGUCUAGUGGAUUUUUUCUAAGUGGAGGAAUCUUGUAUAAGAGGACUCCUGAUUUGGGACUUCUGAGGUGUGUAGAUGCUAAAGAAGCUUCAAAAAUCAUGACUGAAGUAUAUUCUGGGAUUUGUGAACCACACAUGAGUGGGUAUGUUUUGGCAAAGAAAAUACACCGAGCAGGUUAUUAUUGGCUCACCGUGGAGCGAGAUUCUAUCACUUUCGUUCGUAAAUAUCAUGAAUUCCAGGUACAUGGAGACUUGAUACAUUCCCCUCUAUAUGAGUUGCAUACAAUGACUGCUCCAUGGCCUUUUGUGGCUUGGGGAAUGGACGUAAUUGGACCAAUUGAACCAAAAGCUUCAAAUGGACAUAGGGUCAUCUUGGUAGCUAUUGAUUAUUUCACGAAGUGGGUGGAAGCAGCGACUUUCAAGUCAAUGACCAUAAAAGUGGUGGUUGAUUUUAUUCACUCCAAUAUCAUUUGUCGGUUUGGCAUUCCAAAGAUAAUUGUCACGGAUAAUGCUGCGAAUCUCAAUAGUCAUCUGAUGCAAGAACUGUGCCAGCAAUUUAAGAUUAUGCAUCGGAAUUCAACUCUUUAUCAUCCAAAAUCGAAUGGAGUUGUAGAAGCUGCCAACAAGAACUUAAAAAAAAUUCUCCGUAAGAUGGUGCAGGGUUCCCGAUAAUGGCAUGAAAAGUUACCCUUUGCUUUGUUAGGUUAUCGUACUAUAGUUUGGACUUCAAUUGGUGUAACUCCUUACUUGUUAGUGUAUGGAACUGAAGCAGUUAUACCUGCAGAGAUUGAAAUUCCAUCUCUUCGAGUAGUUGUAGAAGCUGAAAUUGAUGAGGACCAAUGGGUCAAGACUCGUUUGGAGCAAUUAAGCUUGGUAGAUGAAAAAAGAUUGACGUCAGUAUGUCAUGGACAACUGUACCAGAAGAGAAUGACACGAUCAUAUAACAAAAAGGUGCGUCACAGACAUUUUGAAGUUGGUCAGUUGGUACUAAGACGCAUCCUACCUCAUCGAAUUAAAGCCAAAGGCAAAUUUUCUCCUAAUUGGCAUGGACCAUUCAUGCUGAAGAAAGUGUUACCUAAUGGCGUGUUAUAUUUGACUGAUAUAGAAGGCAAAAUGGAAGGAAUGCUGGUCAAUGUAGAUGCAGUUAAAAGAUAUUAUGUAUGAUAUUCAUGUACAAUUAGGUUAUGUAUGUUUUGUACUUACAUUUUUAAAGAUUUGAAAUGA
Capsicum annuum is the source of this 9579-nucleotide messenger RNA. RefSeq lists its product as uncharacterized. The transcript is spliced from 2 exons. The record is from RefSeq and is a predicted model, not a curated record. The coding region runs from base 3909 to 4934 and encodes 341 amino acids. Lineage: Eukaryota; Viridiplantae; Streptophyta; Magnoliopsida; Solanales; Solanaceae.